AUGUACAGGGGCGAACUUAGGUCCCUGGACCUCAUCUCAGGCAGCAUUGACUCGGUUUAUCGCUACAUCGUUGCCAACCCUGACGUUGAGGAUCGGCAACUCGGUGUUGAGUAUCUGGCAGACAUCAUUGCGCUCUCAAGCCCCCUAUCACUAUCUGACAUCUGUAACCUGUUCACCACCGACGUCCGGAAGCACAUCGCACAUCUUUCGGCCAUCGUUUCUCUCCCGCCUAUGGACUCCCCAAGUUCUGUACAGAUAUACCACUCGUCCCUUCGUGACUAUCUUUCAACUAGGUCUCGUUCUGGGGACUUUUACGUCGAUCCAGCAGAGUCACACCGCCGUUUAGCUGGCUUAUGCCUGAAACUCAUGCGUCGACAGCUGAAUCCGGAGAUACGCGAGCAAAAAGCAAUAUCUGGCGCCCUACGCUACGCCUGUCUUUACUGGCCAUAUCAUAUUGAAGCAAUGAGCCACAGCGCCGAAAAUCAAGCCCUUGUCUUCCAGUUUAUACAGGAACAGCUUCCCUUCUUUUUAGAAGCGUUUUCUUUGAUGGGCUGCUUUGAUCUGGCUGUCGUUCGCCUCACUGAGGCUUCUAGGGUAGUCUCAUCGUGGAAGUUGUCUCAUGAGCAAAAUACAUUCCCUGCCGUUUUCGAUGUUGUUACGAAAUAUCUCCAGUUGAUCCCUGUUUAUCCGAUUUAUCCAGCUGUCGCCCUUUCUCAUGCGUCAUUUUGCCUAACGGACCCAAGUGCCUUGUCCACGCUCAAAGACACACUUGACGAGGUGAUAGACCGACACAAAUAUGAUGGCCCGCUUUCAUGGCUCCUUUGCCACGCUCAUAUCAGGGCAGAGUUCCACAAGGUCAUUGACACAACGCUACGUAUACAGCCCGAUAACGCCCGUUGCAGACAUAUGUUCUUUGAGACAUGCCCACCGGCUGACUGUGAUGUUGCAUCCCUUGCCUUUCAACUUUCCUCUAUCUUUAAAAGUUACGACAAUGUGAUAGACUUCUUCUCACAGGAGGAUCAAAACGCGCAAACAUUGGUGGAUGUUUUACAAGCCGUCCGCAUCCGUUCGACGAUCGAUGCAAGAUCCCAGCGCAUGUUUCGUUACGGACUGAUACAGCUCGCUGCCAAUUCAGGCCGCUAUGCUCAAUGUCUACAGCUGCGCAAUAUCAAUAUUAAAUGGGAAAUGCGUCCAAUUGGACAUGGCGGUCUUUCAGCCGUCUACAAAGGAAAUAUUGAAACACAGCCGGAUGUACAGCUCGCUCUCAAAGUCAUACGCAUGUCCGAUGAGUCUUAUUCAAAAAGGAACCUACAGAAGUUUGCAAGUGAAGUCACAGUGUGGAGCCAGCUUCGACAUCCCAACAUUCUUUCAUUCAGUGGCGUAUUUCAGGGAGAAGGGAGAAGGGAACUCUACACUAUCUCGCCGUACCUCAGUUACGGUAAUAUCUGCAACUAUCUGGAAAUAAACCCCAGUGCAAACCGGACGCUCUUGGCGUUGGAUGUUGCGCAAGCUUUAAAUUUCCUUCAUGGCUGGAGUCCUGAGAUUGUACAUGCUAAUAUCAACGGGUCCAACAUUUUAGUAUCAGAUACCGGACGAGCAUGUCUCGUUGAUUUUGAGUCCACCACCGCAAAGGACCGUCCCCUUGAUGCUGUCACAAUGUCCGCAAAGGCCUGUCUCGUUGGUGAAGACGACGACAUGACUUCCGAGUUGUCUAGCAUUGCAUGGAUGGCACCGGAGAUUUUCGACGAAGGUACUUUUGGCAGGAUGGUGUUCACCACAAAAAGCGAUAUGUAUGCUUUCGGCGGAGUUUGCUACGAGCUAUUCUGCGGCAAAACACCGUUUCGUGGUCUGAGAGAUGCAGUUAUCAUCUUUCGUAUACUUCGAGGGCGCACCCCCGACAGAAUCGAUGGCCCCCACGUGGACGACAGCGUCUGGGCAUUCAUGCAGCAAUGCUGGCGCAAAGAACCAACGGAAAGGCCCACCGCUAAGGAGGCGGUAGAGUUCUUCAAGGCUCGAGUGUUGGACUCCGGAAUGAGCAUUGAGCCGGCGGAAGAAUGGGACUACUCCAUUAUGGACGAAAACUUGAAGCAGGCAGAGCGGUUCCUCUAUCUUGAUCCCCAUCCAACGCCCUGUGGUUCAAGCUCCGGCCAGGAAGUACUUACGUAG
Molecule: messenger RNA, 2166 nt
Organism: Coniophora puteana RWD-64-598 SS2
Lineage: Eukaryota; Fungi; Basidiomycota; Agaricomycetes; Boletales; Coniophoraceae
Product: kinase-like protein
Exons: 12
Coding region: 1-2166 (721 amino acids)
Biological process (GO): protein phosphorylation
Molecular function (GO): protein kinase activity; ATP binding
Source: RefSeq, a predicted model, not a curated record